This is a messenger RNA of Pararge aegeria (speckled wood butterfly), 4210 nucleotides long. RefSeq lists its product as uncharacterized. NCBI's taxonomy places the organism in Eukaryota, Metazoa, Arthropoda, Insecta, Lepidoptera, Nymphalidae. Gene Ontology annotation, molecular function: transmitter-gated monoatomic ion channel activity involved in regulation of postsynaptic membrane potential; NMDA glutamate receptor activity. The record is from RefSeq and is a predicted model, not a curated record. Gene Ontology annotation, biological process: synaptic transmission, glutamatergic; ionotropic glutamate receptor signaling pathway; modulation of chemical synaptic transmission. The coding region runs from base 38 to 4210 and encodes 1390 amino acids. Gene Ontology annotation, cellular component: postsynaptic membrane; plasma membrane. The transcript has 13 exons.
UCUGCUGGUCUGCGGUGGCGGGUCUGCCGCAGCCGCCAUGGUUUCGACCGCCUCCCGCGCCGGCGUCCCCGUGCUUCGCGCAUCGCCCUCCCAUCUGCAUCUGUCUUACACCAUUGCUAACGAAUUGCUGCCUCUGGAGAUACGAUUGGAGAUAACCGCUAGGGAAACAUUACACGCACUCAGCAGAGCCACUCUCCUGCACACACAUUGGCAUACAUUCACUUUGCUUGCCGAGGAAGAUAUAUAUACAACGCUAUCUCUAAGGAAGGAUCUGUCUACAAUUCUUACCACUCAACCGCUUAAUCCAAAAUGGCUUUCGCUUCCACCGAAAUAUACUCGGCGCGCUCUUUUCAGACGUCUUGCUGAAGUGUCGAGACUAACCCGAGGUGUUAUUGUCUUGGUAUGUGACAUACAUUACGCUAAACAUGUGAUGGAUGAAGCAAAACGCCUUAACAUGCUGGAAGGACAUUUUUUCUGGCUAUGGAUUGACGCUUCUAGCGAGUUUGAUGUCUUCCAUAAUAUUGGCAACAGAACACGUUUUACUGAAGUGAACGAUCACGACCUUAAUAGUUUUAGGGAUAAGGAUAAUGCAGUUAACUAUGAUAUUGAUGACUUCGAACGCAAAAAACGAGAUGAUGCAGACAAUAAUUCGAUAGAGAAGGAACAAAAAGUUAAUGAUACAACAAGAAAGCUAAUUAGGAUUUCCAAUAAAAAUAUAACUCAAGAAAAUCGCACCUCUGUAAAAAAUAGUACGAAACAUUCGAUCUUACUUAAUAAGGAUAGUAUUAUAAAUAAAUUUGAAACGCACAUAAAUAACAAAUUAUUAUAUAUAAAUUUUAGUCGUUCGUUUAGUAGUAGUCAAAAUAUUAGUGAAAAAAAUGUAAGAAAUUAUAAUGUAAAUAACAAAGGCGUUGAAACUUCUAAAAUCGAAAACAAUUCAAUUGAGAAGGAGAAUAAAUCUUCUCUUUAUAGAAUUAAUAAUAGACGUACUAGUUCUAGCAAACUAAAAAAUGAAUCUUUUAAUAAAUAUGUUAAUAGCAUAAGUGAACCUGAUUUGUAUGAAAGCAAAGAUAUGUUGAUGGAAGAAAGAAUUGUAAGUAGUAUUGAUAACGAGGAACUAAGAGAUAACUUAUUAUUUUCAAGUGAUAUUAGUGAUUUCAUAAUGAAUCCCACGGUGCAUACUCCUACAAUGAAUAAAGUUAGAGAUAAAAUUACUGAAGAUCGAUUAGAUCGGCUAAUGAUGAAUCAAGAUGAUGAACCGAUUAGUGAUGUAAAAAGCAACUUAUCAACAAUUUUUAAUUCGCUGCCUAUUGGACUAUUGGCAUUAUAUCCACAACCUAUGAAAAUUGAUGAUACGUUUGCCCGCGCCGCAGUUCGGAUGAUGGUGGGGGCUCUGCGUCGAGUGUUGAGGGCGUGCGACGCGUGGUCAGCACAGGCACAAUUUUUUAGCGACGCGGCAGCAUCAUGUUGGGAUGAGCCUAGUGAUGCUGCAUCAGAUUUUUCAAUGGAAUUUGUAAGAGAGAUGCGAAUGGCAACAGCCGCAGCGUUAGCUGGUAGUGCAGGACGAUCUGAAAGAUCUUUGACUGCAACCUUUUCUUUCUUGAAUUUAGUAUCAAACCCAGAAGGUAGAAAUGUAUGGAGAGAAGUUGGUCAUGUUUUCGGGCGCAGUGUCAGUUUGCACACGAUUGUAUGGCCAGGAGGACGACUUGUUGCUCAUGGACAGUCAUCUGGUGCUCGUACAAUUUUUCGUAUAGUCACAGCUUUAGCUCCACCUUUAGUAAUGGAAGGCGAACUUGAUGAAGAUGGUCAAUGUUUAAGAGGCUUACCUUGCCAUCGUCCACGAACGUCUGAUCGUGAUAAUCUUACUCUCGCAUUCAAUGAAUUAGAGAGAGACAAUGUUCCAGAUGUAGAAGAUUAUUUUUUUCCAACGCCUAAACCUACUACAUUUUGGAAAAUGGCCACUCAUUGUUGUUAUGGAUUAGCUAUGGAUUUAUUAGAAAAUAUUGCGCAGGAACUAGAAUUUGAUUUUCAUUUAUAUAUAGUAGAGGAUGGCCUUUAUGGAGCCAGAAAAUUAGUUAAACCAUAUCGAAGGAAUAGCGAAGAAAAAAAUAUUAAUAAAGAUUUUUGGACUAAUCAAGAAAGUUACUUUUCACAGUAUAACGGUUAUGGAAUAUGGGAAGAUAAAAAUAAAGAUAAACGCCAAUAUAAGUUGGACGAAGAACCACACGAAAAUCUCGAAAAAUGGGACGGUAUUAUUGGGGAUUUAGUUUCUGGGGCUGCUCAUAUGUCAUUUGCGGCACUCAGCGUAUCGGCCGCACGAGCAGAAGUAAUUGAUUUUAGUCAACCUUAUUUUUUUAGCGGAAUAUCGAUAUUGGCAGCCCCUAAUCAGAGACCAGAUAUACCCUUACUAGCGUUUUUGCUACCGUUUUCACCAGAAUUAUGGAUUGCAAUAUUCACCUCGCUCAACGUAACGGCUAUUGCUGUAGCGAUAUAUGAAUGGCUAUCUCCAUUUGGCUUGAAUCCAUGGGGUCGUCAAAGAUCGAAAAAUUUUAGUAUUUCCAGUGCACUUUGGGUAAUGUGGGGCUUACUCUGUGGACAUUUAGUGGCAUUUAAAGCACCUAAAAGUUGGCCUAAUAAGUUUCUUAUAAAUGUGUGGGGUGGAUUUUCUGUGAUAUUCGUCGCUAGUUACACUGCUAAUAUUGCUGCCCUGAUAGCUGGAUUGUUUUUUCAUAAUGCUGUGGACAAUUACCAAGGAAGAAGCAAUUGGCUGUCUUUACGAGUUGGGACAGCACGAUCUUCUGUAGCCGAAUACUACGUUCGAAGAAAUAAUCCACAGCUGGCGCAACAAAUGCGUCGUUAUGCCCUUCAAGACAUUGAGGAAGGAAUUCAACGACUUAGGAAUGGAACUUUGGACCUAUUGAUUGCCGACACGACUGUUUUAGACUACUAUCGCGCAACUGACCACGGUUGUAAACUUCAGCGGGUUGGGGACCACGCCCUUACUAAGGAUACCUAUGCUAUUGGCAUGGCUAAAGGAUUUCCAUUAAAGGAUAGCAUAUCAGCUGUGAUAGCGAAGUACUCCUCAAACGGGUACAUGGAUAUUCUCACGGAAAAGUGGUAUGGGGCUUUGCCGUGCUUCAAGCUAAGCCCGGAUUACGGAAUUCAACCGAAACCUCUCGGUGUAGCAGCAGUAGCUGGGGUUUUUAUUCUUCUGGGAGUGGGGAUGAUCGUUGGAUGUCUCAUAUUGAUUUUGGAACACCUUUUUUACAAAUACACUCUUCCCGUUCUGCGUCAUCAGCCCAAAGGAACUAUAUGGAGAAGCAGAAAUAUUAUGUUUUUUAGUCAGAAACUGUACAGAUUUAUUAAUUGUGUGGAACUGGUGUCACCGCACCAUGCAGCACGGGAACUUGUCAAUACUAUUCGGCAAGGUCAUUUUACCUCAUUAUUUCAAAAGAGUGUCAAAAGGAAGGAACACGAGCAGCGUAGAAGAAGAAAAAGUAAAGCACAAUUCUUUGAGAUGAUACAAGAAAUCAGAAGGGUUCAACAAGGUCGUGACCAUUCUUUAGAUUCGAUAAAAGAAAACGUUGCGGUUGAGAUAUCUGAAGUGUCUGAAGAAGUCACCGAGUCUAAAUUUCUAUCACCAUCUCCUGAAGUUUCUAGUCGGUCUCCACGCCAAAGUAGAUCACCACGCCAACUUCGUUCACCUAGAAGUCGACGAAAAAGAUGUAGUCUUGCUGGUCUAAAUGUUCGUCGAUUCAGUACUGAUUCAGUGUUAGGAUCUGAUUCCGCGUCUAUUUACGAGAAAACUAGCUUGAAUAUCGGCAGAAGAUUAAGUCGGGACGUAAGUUUCUUAACAAAUUCCCCUCCUGAUAUUAACACUAGACUCCGAACGCCAUCACCAAUGGUAAGGAGGCCAGAAGGUUCCUCGACCAGAUCUUAUCAAGACGUUUCAGUAUCCUCGCAAAACUAUUUAUCCGUAGACCCGCCCAGCCAUCGAGCAAGUGUAGAGAUAAUGGUUUCUCAAGAGUCUGACAUUCCCCCUGCUCCACCCUAUCCAAGAGUGUCUUCAACAGGAGAGAGAUCAGAAUUGUCUCAAUUAUCAGAAAAUGAACUCAUAAGAUUAUGGCGUAGUUCAGAACGAGAAGUUAGAGAAGCUCUAUUAGCAGCGUUACAAGAGAGAAGAGCAAGUUUAAAUCAAGAUCCAGGAUGA